This is a messenger RNA of Ostrinia furnacalis (Asian corn borer), 4363 nucleotides long. It is a transcript of the gene Gat, whose product is annotated as sodium- and chloride-dependent GABA transporter. NCBI's taxonomy places the organism in Eukaryota, Metazoa, Arthropoda, Insecta, Lepidoptera, Crambidae. Gene Ontology annotation, cellular component: plasma membrane; neuron projection. The record is from RefSeq and is a predicted model, not a curated record. Gene Ontology annotation, molecular function: gamma-aminobutyric acid:sodium:chloride symporter activity. Gene Ontology annotation, biological process: sodium ion transmembrane transport; nitrogen compound transport; amino acid transport. The coding region runs from base 363 to 2183 and encodes 606 amino acids. The transcript has 12 exons.
GUUCACAUGUAUCCCAUCCUGUAGUCCUGCCAUGCUGGCAUCCAAAACCACAUUCGAACUGAAGCAUGAGGCGGGUGCGCACGCGUUUGACAGCUCGGUCGCCAUUUUUAACAGUUUGACGUUUGGCAGGCCUUUCGGCUGACGUUGACUAUAGCUGUGUCGUGCGAUGCGAUCGGUGCGGUGAUGUGCGGUGCUAGUUUGUGAUGUGUGUGUGAUUUUUUAUAUACAUAAUUGGCGGUAACUCCCAUCUAGUCCACACAGUACAUAAAAAUGUUAAUACAGUUCAACUAGUGAGUUAGUUAAAAGUAUUAAAAGAAAUUAUCGUAGAUUAAAGAAACUGAAAGAAAGAUAAAGAAGGAAAAAUGGAUACGAAGAACGAUGGACGCACAGAUGACAUUGAGCUCAGUGCUCAGGGCACGAGCACCAAACCUAGCAACGUCGCAACCAAAUCUGACCUUCCCGAGAGAGGAUCCUGGGCCAGCAAACUCGACUUCAUCCUUUCUGUGAUCGGCUUAGCCAUCGGUCUGGGCAAUGUGUGGCGGUUUCCGUACCUCUGCUACAAGAAUGGCGGCGGCGCCUUCCUCAUCCCCUACUUUCUCACCCUGAUCCUCGCUGGGAUCCCCAUGUUCUUCAUGGAGCUGGCCAUGGGACAGAUGCUGACCAUCGGAGGACUGGGCGUGUUCAAGAUUGCGCCUAUCUUUAAAGGUAUUGGUUAUGCGGCGGCUGUGAUGUCCUGCUGGAUGAAUGUGUACUACAUCGUCAUCCUGGCUUGGGCUAUCUUCUAUUUCUUCAUGUCGAUGCGAUCAGAAGUGCCAUGGCGCAACUGCGACAACUACUGGAACACGGCGAACUGUGUGAACCCUUACGAACGCAAGAACCUGACCUGCUGGUCCACCAGUGACAUGACGCAGUGCAUCCUGAAUGGCAGGAACGUCAGCAAGACUGCGCUCUCUGAUCCGGUGAAGGAGUUCUGGGAACGCCGAGCCCUCCAAAUAUCCAGCGGCAUCGAGCACAUCGGCAACAUUCGCUGGGAGCUGGCCGGGACCUUGCUGCUGGUGUGGGUGCUGUGCUACUUCUGCAUCUGGAAGGGGGUGCGGUGGACCGGCAAGGUCGUCUACUUCACCGCGCUGUUCCCUUACUUCUUGCUGACGGUGCUGCUUAUCAGAGGUAUCACCUUGCCUGGUGCGAUGGAAGGCAUCAAGUUCUACGUGAUGCCCAACAUGUCUAAACUGCUGGAGUCCGAAGUGUGGAUCGAUGCUGUGACCCAGAUCUUCUUCUCAUACGGCCUGGGUUUGGGCACCCUCGUCGCUUUGGGCAGCUACAACAAGUUUACCAACAACGUUUACAAGGAUGCUUUGAUAGUGUGCACCGUCAACUCAAGUACGUCGAUGUUUGCCGGCUUCGUCAUCUUCUCCGUGGUCGGCUUCAUGGCGCAUGAGCAGCAGCGGCCUGUCGCAGAGGUGGCUGCUUCAGGUCCUGGUCUAGCCUUCCUGGCGUAUCCUUCGGCCGUGUUACAACUACCAGGCGCUCCGCUCUGGUCGUGCUUAUUCUUCUUCAUGCUGCUCCUCAUCGGUCUGGACAGCCAGUUCUGCACCAUGGAGGGCUUCAUCACGGCCGUCAUCGACGAGUGGCCCAAACUCCUCAGAAGAAGGAAGGAAAUAUUCAUUGCUAUUACCUGCGUGAUAUCGUAUUUGGUCGGGCUGUCGUGUAUUUCGGAGGGAGGAAUGUACGUCUUCCAAAUCCUCGACUCGUACGCCGUCUCCGGUUUCUGCCUGCUGUUCUUGAUCUUCUUCGAGUGCGUGUCCAUAUCCUGGGCCUUCGGCGUCAACCGCUUCUACGACGGCAUCAAGGAGAUGAUCGGGUAUUAUCCCACCAUCUGGUGGAAGUUCUGCUGGGUCGGAUUCACGCCUGCUAUUUGCAUUAGCGUGUUCAUCUUCAACCUGGUGCAAUGGAAGCCGAUCAAGUACAUGACGUACGAGUACCCCUGGUGGUCACAUGCAUUCGGUUGGUUCACGGCGCUGUCUUCCAUGCUGUGCAUUCCUGGAUACAUGGUCUAUCUGUGGCACGUCACUCCUGGGACUCGAAUGGAGAAAUUCCACAAAAUAGUACGCAUCCCCGAGGACGUACCUUCCCUCCGGACCAAGAUGCAGGCCGAAGAGCUGGCCAAGCAUCAGCAGCCCUAGACUCCACGUCGACUUAACGCCACAGAUCUCAGGACUGGACACGAAACGAUGGGGUUCUAGUGGAGACGGAUCAAUUAUAUUCUUGCAUAGUUCCACUAUAUUCGUCAUAUAAACAAUAUAGUGCGUUUAUUGAUCAUUCAUAGCUUUGUAUUUUAUUAGUUACACUAUAUUCGGCGAUGUUAUUAUUCAAAGACUAUGCAAGAAAAUAAUAUGGGAAGCGAAGGGCAAAAUAUAUUCUAAAACAUCACGCACAAAAUAAUAUUGUUAUAUAACUAUGUUUAAAUUUCGUGCCAUAUUAUUUUGUUAGUUAUAUUGUUUGUAAGUUGUUUUAUUUUAGACAAUUAUUUAGUAAGGUGUAUUUAUGCUUGUUUUGCUUGUAAAACAUUUUACUUUAUCGAAAUAUGCCUAAGACAUAAUAUAAAUUGUGAGAUUAAUAAUUAUACAUGUUAGAUUAUAAUUAUAUAAACAAAAUGUAGUGUGCCAAUGACUUUUAGUGUAUAAUUUAAUGAUUUGACGACUUUUUGGGUGCGUCGCGACGCGUUCAUGUAUGUUUAUAGUUUACGUUAUAUUUUUAAGUGAUACUUUAAUAUAUUUAAGAGUUCGGAUGAUUGGUGUAUAAUUAAUUAAAUGUUAACUAUCUGUUAUGUCUUCCAUUUAAAUCUUUUAGAUAAUGUAACGUUUAUAUCGACGCUAAAGUCGCUGCUUAUUUUGUUUUCGGAAACUUUAUGUACCUGAGUUCAAAUUAUAUUUUAAAAAAAAACCUCACCUUUAAGGUUUCAUUGAAAUAUUUUACCAGAUUUUAUCAGACAAGAAUGUUGUCAAUUGUCAAAAUUAUUAGUUAUUAUAUUAUUAUGCAUGUGAAAUGUAUCUUGCGACUAUAAACCUCUGUUAUCCUUAAAGGAUUUAGCCUCAUAUCGUGUAUGUUUAGUGUUUGUAGAAGAUAUUAUCAAUAUAGCUUAAUUGUAUCGAAUAUUGCUUAAACCUAAAACGCAACAAGACGCGUCUUUAACUUGAAUCUAUAUGGUGUUUUAAAAUAUUAUGUCUAAGAGGAAUAUUAUAGCAUACAUAUAUUUACAGAACAGCUUUCGAUGUAUUUAUUCUUUUUGCAACAAAUAUACCUUUUAAAUGCAUUUUAGUUGAGUUUUCGUAAGUAAGUAAACUACUCAGAAGUUUGAUUUUGGUUGUUCAGCUUUAAUAAUUGUAUAAUUUUGAAAACAUUUAGUUUUACAAGAUAUUAUAGUAUAUUUUGUGAACAUCUAGGAUCUAAUCCGAUAGAGUAGUAAUCUACAUUUAUUUAUAAGAUCAAAAUUAAAUCUUAACUCUGUGUUCUAAUCGAGACCAACAUCUAUACAAAACAAUAAUUGAUAAACAUUUAUUCUAAAUCUAUCAUUAUACUGUAGAUUUUCUAAUAAAAUUGCUGUUGCCAAAAUAUUUGAGAAAAUUUUAUCUAUGUCUAAAAAUCAGGCGAUCUGUUUAGAGAUUGAAUAUAUUUACACUGAAAAUCUUCUACUUAUUCCCAUAUAUUUGUUAAAAUACGUUUUUAAAUGUCCAAACAUUAUUUUUAAAUAUUAAAAAGCUUUCUACUCUACUUUAUACAACAAAAUAUAUCAAAAUUAAUAUUUACGUGUUCAAUAUUUAGAGGGUUUUUGUCUAUUUAUAAUGUCAAUUUCAAAUAAAAAUAUAGUAAACAUUCGUAAUUCAUUAAAUGUAUGCAUUUAGACGUGUUUAUAAUGUUUAUGACAAUAUUAUAAGAGAAACUAUAUAAUCGUAUAUUAUAAGGUAAAAUAUAAAUAAUAUAAUAUAAUGAUGUGACUUUAUCAUAGGGCAUAUUUAGUCAAAUUAACAUUUUAGGUUUAUUUUAUUAAACUGUUUAUUAAUGCAGAAUAUUAUAGAAUGUGAAUUGGGUUAUAUAUAUAAUUUUAAAAUACAUAUUAUUUAUUUGUGCGUUAUUUAAUGUGAGUUUAUGUUUGUGAAUGUAUCUAAGUCUGCAUAUAAAGUGCUAUGAUGAUUGUGCUUCCAUAUAUUUUAGAUAUAAUACUAGCUUAUUUAGUUAUAAUGAUAAUUUUAGUUGCAUAUCGAUGUGUACUUCAUCAUAAAACUGAUUUUACUGCACUCAAUUAACAAAACUUUUUGGAAACAUAGUAUAUUAAAGUUCAGUCAAAUUAUCACAAUAAUAUUGA